Molecule: messenger RNA, 951 nt
Organism: Morchella importuna
Lineage: Eukaryota; Fungi; Ascomycota; Pezizomycetes; Pezizales; Morchellaceae
Exons: 1
Coding region: 1-951 (316 amino acids)
Source: RefSeq, a predicted model, not a curated record
AUGCUCGCUAUCCACUUCCCAACCUCACCCAUCGUUGAGUCGCACUCACCUUCACCCUUCUCAUUCCCCUCAUCACCUGCCCACCACCACCAACAGCAGACAUUCUCAUCACUGUCAUUCGCUCCUCUGCCACUCCAGAAGAAGCCCGCUGCCCGACCAAAGCUCUCGCUCAAGAUCACUGCGGCAGACACCCGAACAUUCGGUUCAAAGUCGUCAUCUGCUCUCAAAGCACCCCUCACAGCCGGCCCCUUGAGCCCCAACGCCCUCGCCACCAUGCGAAACACCCAGAUGAAUGCCCGCCGUCCCACCGGCGAGGUUCCCCAGCUUUCAAUGCCAGCUGUCCAGUCAUUCUCAUCCUCUUCAUCCUCUUCUUCAGAUGAGUGUAGCACUCCAGUGGAUAAUGAUGACAUGCACUCAGAGAUGAAGGAAAAGAGCCGAAAGCGCCGCUUCCAGCGUGCAUCUCACUCAUCUCGUGAACUCUUGGUCAGGACUUCUCACCCAGUUGCUCCUUCAGCCAUCCCGUAUAACAUCGAGUUGCCAGCGCCUCAGCCGUCAAAGCGUGCCACCAACCCCUCGGCUCGCCGUGUGCACUUUGCGGAGGCCCACAUUGUCAUCCCUGCCGUUUCAGUGCUUGUCACCGAGACAUACGAUAGCGCGGAUGAGAGCUCCAGCGAUGAUUCAUCGGACUCCGAGGCCGAGGAGGCACCAGUAAGAACUGUGAUGGAGCAGAUGGCCGAGAUCAACAAGCUAAAGAGCAAGGUUGAGGCGAUGGAUAUGAUGAUGCAGACACCCAAUGGCGCUGGCGAGAAGGAGGAGAAGGUUGGCGGCGAGUGCAGCAGCUGGAUGUUCAGGCUUGGAAAGAUUGAGUACGACGAGAUCUCGAAGCAGGAGGCAUCGGAGCAGUGUUCGACGCCUGUCGGGUUCGGGUUCGGGUCCGGGAUCAAGUUUUGA